AUGGCUCUUGAGCCCGGGUCCGGCCGUCGCUCAGUAUCCCCCGAGAGCUCGGGUCGAGAAUCACCUAUUCCACGACAGUGGAGGAAUCAACUAGGCGAGGAAGAUUAUGCUAUCAAGGAUAAAUCCUAUCGCAAAUAUGCCCACGGAGUGGAUAGGGCGCUCGUCUUAUUCGAAACGGCUUUGGAAGAAUGGGCAGACUAUAUCUCCUUCUUGAAUAAGCUCCUCAAAGCCUUACAAGCCCGUCCGAAAUCGAUUAAUGCGAUCCCCUCGAAAGCGACUGUUGCGAAACGACUCUCUCAAUGUCUCAAUCCCUCCCUUCCAUCUGGCGUCCACCAAAAAGCUCUUGAAUUAUACAAUCUGGUAUUCUCGGUCAUUGGGAAAGAUGGGUUGUCGAGAGAUCUUCCUUUAUACCUGCCUGGACUGGCUACAGUCCUGUCUUUCGCUUCAUUAUCCGUGCGAGCACCAUACCUCGAUCUCCUGGAACGUCAUUUCCUUGGCAUUGAUUCCCGAUCGCUUCGCCCAGCAAUGAAAUCCAUAAUACUUGCCUUGCUUCCUGGCUUAGAAGAGGAGACAAGCGAAGAUUUCGACCGAACAUUGCGUCUAGUUGAGAGUUUCAAGCAUGCUAUUAGGCCCUCACACAGCGAAGAGAUCACUGAUCACCAUUCUUCAGGCGAUGCUUUCUUCUGGCAAUGCUUCUUCCUCGCAUCAAUAACUAGUCAAAGUCGCCGUUCAGGGGCCCUCGCAUACUUAACACGCUACUUGCCACCCUUGGGGCCACAGGCCGCCCCUAAUGCGAAUAAGACAACAACGCAAAAUCAUGCUGAUGAGGAUACUAAAAGCAAGCUUGCAGAAAUCGUAACAUCUCCCGAGCCGGGUCUCUUGCUUCGUUGUUUCGCAAGCGGCCUUUCGGAUGAACAGCUAUUGAUCCAACGUGGCUUCUUGGACUUACUGGUAUCCCAUCUCCCGCUAGAUGCGCAUGUUAUACAGUCUCGGGUGAAACCAGAUGACUUGGAGUUACUUCUCAAAUCAGCUGUUGGCGUAGUCACUCGCCGUGAAAUGAGCCUGAAUAGACGCUUAUGGGUCUGGCUUCUUGGACCCGAACCACCAGCUGAGCCUGACCAGAGCGGCGAGCAUCCAUCUAGUCCUCCUGCCGAUCAGCAUGCCUUCCUGGUUUCGAGGACCAACUAUUUUGAAGAGUUCGGCUUACACCCACUGAUCAAGGCCAUUCUACAAAUGAUUGAGAGCAGUUCCCACAAUACAGCUGGUGAACGUGCUAAGCCUUACAGGAUAUGUCUCUCUUUAAUGGAUAGAUGGGAAAUUGGUGGCCUGGUUGUUCCCGAAGUCUUUCUUCCUAUAGUUGAAAGCGUGCGCCGAUUCAAAGACCAUGCCACUAGCAAGGCAGAAUUCAACGAAGUCUUGCGGAGUGCCAGCGUCUUCUUCGACGGUAUUGAGAGCGGGCUGAUUUAUGGAGAAAUUGCUGGGCUUCUUGCGCAGGCUCUCGGUCCUGGUAAAAUCAGCGCAUACGAGCGGAGUGAUAAGCUUUCUCUAGUAAGCUUCAUAUUGACCAACUUCAACGUUCGGGAGGAAGAGAUGAUCACAAUCCAUGCGCCUUUAUGCUGCUUGACUACCUUAGCUAUGCUCGAAGACUUCAAGGCGCGCACCUCAUCAAACAAGAAUACGGAUCCACAACUACUCUCAAUAACGAACCAAGCCCAGAGUGUCGCCCUGUCGCUAUUGGAUAUUGUUCCAGAGAGAGUAUUUCCAGAAACUGCAGAGUCAGAGAGCCGAGAUGGGAACUCUGCCUUGCCCUCCAACGCGGAGAUUCUGAAAAAGUCCCAGAGAUUUUACAUUAAUGAGCAGGGUAAUAUUGAGGCAUCUGCACCGCCCUUCAACGCUUUGACUAUAGGGCAGACGAUUCUUGAGAAAGCUGCGCAGUUCGUGUGCCAAGACCUGGGGUCAUCGGAUACGGACCUUAAUAUCUGCAUUCGAUUACUUGUACUUGCUGUACAUAAGACGCCAAGGAUAUAUCAGGUCAAGGAGAAACAACUCCUCCAACUUAUGCACGACCUUCUCGAACACCCAGAAGUUAUGGCGUUCACGUCCUUCUCAGCCAUACUGCAGCUUUCUACUCAGCUAUACUACGCUGAGAGAAUCGAGACAAUCCAACUAUCGAGUUUAGUACCUCUUUUGGUCCGACAUGCCUGGACGUACUUAUCAGCAUCUGAGCCAAAGUAUCACGUAGAAGCAGUUCGGGGCCUAUGGCAACUACAAUCGGCUCUUUCCACCUCCAAUCGGGAUAUUGAAGCAGCGCUGUCCAGUCUUAUCAUUUCCCAUGAUGACGCUCAUCUUGGAAUCAUUGAGCCUGUAGACAAAGGCCGUGCAUUGGGUGUGUUGUGGUCGCACACCUUGCAGGAUAACAUCUCACCCGAGCGCCGAGGUUCUAAGACGCAAACAUUGGAUACAAAGAGCCUACACCGUCUCGCUGGAGCAGACAACUACGAAGUUAUGCUUACACAGCCCAUCUUUCUCAUUCUAGACGCUCUGCAGGAUGACCGGACCCCGCUCUACAUGACAGUGAAAUCAUGGCUGAACACAAUGUUGGGUAUCGAUCGUUUGUUCUUGGUUUUUAUUUCCAGACUUUCUGACAUACCUUUCUUACGAACUCUCAUCCAGAGCGACGAGAAGCUCGAUCAAACAUCGGUCACGUUCUCUGAAGAUGAAGACUUAGAUCUGUCUCUGUACUAUCUACGAACACUUUCGAACAUAUUGACAUGUGCUGGGGACAUUUCUUGGACGGUGCUGGCAUCUAAGCAUGUCUCCUUCCACGGGCAGCACAUGCAAAUAAGUUCCGGAGGUGAAGAGCACGAGAUGACAUUGCAAGAGUUCUUCGUCCGUGUAUGCAUGAGAUGUUUAACAGCAAACCCCGCCGAAAACAUCACCAAGGAGUUUGAAGACCGUGUCAACCAACUAUACAGAUACGCUCUCAGUCUUCUUCACAAGUUCCUUCUGAGUCCUUUUGCCGCCCCUCUAUCAGCUGAACAUCUUGAGAACGUGCUUAUCGAGCGACUCGAAAAGUCGCUUCACGGUUCCGAUGCAUACGUGCAGGUUCUUCUACUUGAUGUUGUCUAUGAUACACUGAAGCUGCGAGAUAUUGCCCCUGUUGACGCUCCUCCUUCCCCUGCAUCUGAGCGAAGACCAUCAACAUUCGAUCCUCGGGGAAGUCAGCCAUCCCUUUCAGCGCCAGAAGCCAGGCCAAUUACAGCACCGCCACCCAAACUUCUCCAAUGUCUUCAGGAUGGCCUCAGCUCACCUAGUAGCAGGCCAGUUCUGGACAGCUGGAUAGCUUUUGUGUCGGAGUGCUUGCCGUUGUACUCUGAUUCUAUCUUCCAGGUGCUCAUUCCUCUAGUUGAAACCUUGUGCAGAGAAAUUGGCACGACAUUCACCAAUCUAACGGAGACUUUCUACUCCAAUGCUCUCUCCUCUAGUGGUGACAAAUUAUCGCCUGAGUCUACGCUGAUCUUCCUACUCAACGGGCUUGAACAAGUCUUGGCACGAGCACAUCAACAACUGCUUAAUGAAGAGGCCCGAACACAGGUGGUCAAGGGCCCAGACCAGCCUCAAUCUCUCUUUGGAAGCAUGGUGUCGAAUGUUUGGCAGUCAGACACCCCUCAGUCGCGUAGUGCUACGGCAAAUGACCGGCUCACGGUCCAUCUGGCUUUCCAAGAUGCCGUGCGCAUAUGCUACAGGAUCUGGACAUGGGGCCAGGGUAACGACUUAAGCAAGCAAGAUCAAGGCUCUUUUGGGUCAUUCAAUUACACUUCCCUACGCAUGAGAAACCGUGCCAGAAGGUUGCUCGAGCAUCUUUUUGCUGCAGAGAACCUUGAGUGCCUCGAGACGGUCAUUGCUAUAUGGAAGCAAUCGAUUGAGGUUACUGAGUCAACCCAAGUUUUCAAUAUGCUAUCAGCACUUGAUACCUGCCGACCGAAACACUGCAUGUCGGCCCUGUUCAAUGCCAUCUACCGGAGAAUCAGUGUGGGCGCUGUUGAUCCUGCGUCCAAGUCCACAAUGACGAUAUCUCUGCAGGACACUGAUCUCGUCUGGUUUCUCGUGGAGUAUACGAAAACACUGGAUGAUGACGCCAUGGACGAGAUCUGGCAGGACUGCAUGGUUUUCCUCAAAGACCUGUUAACAAAUCCAUUCCCGCAUCGACAAUCACUACCUAACCUUCUUGAGUUUGCUGCCCUCCUGGGAGAGAAGGUUGACAACACCAACUUUGGAGAACAAAAGAGGAUGCGAAAGGAGCUAGGCGAUACCUUCACCCGUCUGCUUGCUGCUCUUUUCACUACAAGACCCAUGACAUUUGCUGAUCCAGCGACGUUGAGUGGUGGAAUUCCCAAGUCUGACUCGGGUAACUCUCUCAACGGUUUUGGUGAAGGACCAGAUGAUGUUGUGUCUAUCUUGGCUUCUAUUGUCCCCAAGCUGAGUAAGAUACUGGUCGAGCCUGACAGAGUACUCUCGGCAUCAUCCACUAUAUCGACCAAUGUCAUUGGACCGACCCUCAGGGCCAAGGGUUUCCCUGAUAUUGUAUCCAAAAGUACUAUGCGUCUCCUCUACGAGUUAUCAAAAGUCCACAAUAACCAGAAGAACUGGAAGAAGGAUGUAGGCGACGCAUUCAACGACCCCAAGUUCUUUGGCAUGGACUUGGAUUUGGCAAAAGACGAUUGGCUGCCCCUGCUUAGACAAUGGACUUUCACAGACAAAGAGAAGAUGCCAGAGAUUGUUGGGCGCAUAAGUGCUCCUUCAACUGCUGGUAUCGUGUUCGGUGUUGGAGCGACUUCGGCUCGCCUCGAGGCUGAUCGCAAGACGCAACUCAACCUCCGACGAAUCGCAACUUUAAUUCUCGCGAGCUCUGAAGACGCAUUUGUUUCGGAUCUGUCUGAAAUAUUUGGCAAGUUGGCAGAGCUUCUUGGUGCUUCGUCAAGGUCGUCACCAUCAUCAACUACGCGAGCUGAUAUUUACAUGGUCUUCCGUGCUCUUGCUCUUAGGACCAGUGCCAUCCACCUAGGCAUGUUAUGGCCGGUCGUCAACGCUGAGAUUCAUGCUGCUAUUUCUUCUGUUGCUGCGCCUGACAACAGCACUGCUUCCGAUACUUACACCAAUGCCUCAGUUCUCCAAGCCUGUAAACUGCUAGACCUUCUGAUCUGUGUGGCUCCGGACGAUUUCCAGCUUCAUGAAUGGCUCUUCAUCACCGACACUAUUGAUGCCGUGUAUAGGCCAGCCACGUACCAACCUGUCGCUCUUGUUGACGAACUUUCGGAUGAGCUAGGUGCUGCGGUAAGUCAUACUGGAUUCCAGGCCUCUUCAGUUGUAAAUACAGUAGUACCUGGUUCAUUACGGCGGCCGCUACUUGGGCCAGGUGGCAUCAGCGAUGAUGUUAGUCUGGAAAGAAGGGACGAGUUGGUGGCCAAGGUACUUCGGCCUUUCUUUGGACAGCUCAGCAUCUUCGCUUUUGAGUCUACAUAUGCAAUGGGCCGAGUUGAUACAGAGGCCUGCGUCUCGAGCUUAUUGAAGGAUCUUUUUGAUGAGAGAAGUAUAGUCAGAGCGUUAUAG
Fusarium sp. VM40 is the source of this 5610-nucleotide messenger RNA. The record is from the annotation of a GenBank genome assembly. Lineage: Eukaryota; Fungi; Ascomycota; Sordariomycetes; Hypocreales; Nectriaceae.